This is a messenger RNA of Cinclus cinclus, 3522 nucleotides long. It is a transcript of the gene UPF1, whose product is annotated as UPF1 RNA helicase and ATPase. The transcript is spliced from 24 exons. Gene Ontology annotation, cellular component: cytoplasm. Gene Ontology annotation, biological process: nuclear-transcribed mRNA catabolic process, nonsense-mediated decay. NCBI's taxonomy places the organism in Eukaryota, Metazoa, Chordata, Aves, Passeriformes, Cinclidae. Gene Ontology annotation, molecular function: hydrolase activity; DNA binding; zinc ion binding. Bases 73 to 3435 code for a protein of 1120 amino acids. The record is from RefSeq and is a predicted model, not a curated record.
GUGUUAAAAAACAAAAAAACCAAAAAAAAAAAAACAAAACGAAGGCUCCCGGCUAGACGAAACGCCGCCGCCAUGAGCGUGGAGGCGUACGGCCCCAGCUCGCAGACCCUCACCUUCCUGGACACCGAGGAGGCCGAACUGCUCGGCGCGGACACGCAGGGCUCCGAGUUCGAGUUCACCGACUUCACCCUCCCCAGCCAGACCCAGACCCCGCCCGGGCCCGGCCAGGCGGGGCCGGCUCAGGGCCAGGGGCCUCCCGGUGCGGGGCAGGGAGCUCCGGGCCCGCUGGAAGCGCAGGUGAAUGGUCCUGAUGGGAUCUUGCAGAACGGAGCUGUGGAUGAGAAUGUGGCCAAGACCAGCCAGCUCCUGGCAGAGCUCAACUUUGAGGAGGAUGAGGAGGACACUUAUUACACCAAGGAUCUGCCUGUGCAUGCCUGCAGUUACUGUGGGAUCCACGACCCUGCCUGUGUGGUUUACUGCAACACCAGCAAGAAAUGGUUCUGCAACGGCCGUGGAAACACCUCUGGCAGCCACAUCGUGAACCACCUGGUGAGAGCCAAGUGCAAGGAGGUGACCCUGCACAAGGAUGGACCUUUGGGAGAGACAGUCCUGGAGUGCUACAACUGCGGCUGCCGCAACGUCUUCCUGCUGGGCUUCAUCCCUGCCAAGGCUGACUCCGUGGUGGUUCUGCUGUGCAGGCAGCCGUGUGCCAGCCAGAGCAGCUUGAAGGACAUCAACUGGGACAGUUCCCAGUGGCAGCCCCUGAUCCAGGACCGCUGCUUCCUCUCCUGGCUGGUGAAGAUUCCCUCGGAGCAGGAGCAGCUCCGGGCCCGGCAGAUCACAGCCCAGCAGAUCAACAAACUGGAGGAGCUCUGGAAGGAAAAUCCAUCUGCAACUCUGGAGGACUUGGAAAAACCUGGUGUUGAUGAGGAACCUCAACAUGUCCUGCUUAGAUAUGAAGAUGCUUAUCAAUACCAAAAUAUAUUUGGUCCUCUGGUCAAGCUUGAGGCAGAUUAUGACAAGAAACUCAAGGAAUCUCAGACCCAAGAUAACAUCACAGUCAGGUGGGACCUGGGCUUGAACAAGAAGAGAAUUGCUUAUUUUACUUUGCCAAAGACUGAUUCAGACAUGCGCCUCAUGCAAGGAGAUGAGAUCUGCCUGAGGUACAAGGGAGACCUGGCCCCACUCUGGAAAGGAAUUGGGCACGUGAUCAAAGUUCCUGAUAGUUCUACAGAUUAUGGUGAUGAGAUUGCCAUCGAGCUGAGGAGCAGCGUGGGAGCUCCCGUGGAGGUCACCCACAACUUCCAGGUGGAUUUUGUGUGGAAGUCAACUUCCUUUGACAGGAUGCAGAGUGCUCUGAAAACAUUUGCAGUGGACGAGACCUCAGUGUCUGGGUACAUUUACCACAAACUGCUGGGCCAUGAGGUGGAAGAUGUCAUCAUCAAAUGCCAGCUGCCAAAACGUUUCACAGCCCAGGGACUCCCUGAUCUCAACCACUCUCAGGUUUAUGCUGUCAAGACCGUCCUGCAGCGUCCUCUGAGCCUUAUCCAGGGUCCCCCUGGCACUGGGAAAACAGUGACAUCAGCCACCAUUGUGUAUCACCUGGCCAGGCAGGGCAAUGGACCUGUGCUGGUGUGUGCCCCCAGCAACAUCGCCGUGGACCAGCUGACAGAGAAGAUCCACCAGACUGGCCUCAAGGUGGUUCGUCUGUGUGCCAAGAGCCGUGAGGCCAUCGACUCCCCCGUGUCCUUCCUGGCACUGCACAACCAGAUCAGGAACAUGGACAGCAUGCCAGAGCUUCAGAAGCUGCAGCAGCUCAAGGAUGAGACUGGAGAACUUUCCUCUGCUGAUGAGAAGCGUUACCGGGCGCUGAAACGCACGGCGGAGAGGGAGCUGCUCAUGAAUGCAGAUGUGAUCUGCUGCACGUGUGUGGGAGCUGGAGACCCCCGGCUGGCCAAGAUGCAGUUCCGCUCCAUCCUCAUCGACGAGAGCACGCAGGCCACCGAGCCCGAGUGCAUGGUGCCCGUGGUCCUGGGGGCCAAGCAGCUGAUCCUGGUGGGUGACCACUGCCAGCUGGGGCCCGUGGUGAUGUGCAAGAAGGCAGCCAAGGCUGGGCUGUCGCAGUCGCUGUUUGAGAGGCUGGUGGUGCUGGGCAUCCGGCCCAUCCGGCUGCAGGUGCAGUACCGCAUGCACCCCGCCCUGAGCGCCUUCCCCUCCAACAUCUUCUACGAGGGCUCCCUGCAGAACGGGGUCACGGCAGCUGACAGGGUGAAGAAAGGAUUUGAUUUCCAGUGGCCCCAGCCUGACAAACCCAUGUUCUUCUACGUGACCCAGGGGCAGGAGGAGAUUGCCAGCUCAGGCACCUCUUACCUCAACAGGACUGAAGCUGCCAACGUGGAGAAGAUCACCACGAAGCUGCUGAAGGCGGGGGCCAAGCCUGACCAGAUUGGGAUCAUCACGCCGUACGAGGGCCAGCGCUCGUACCUGGUGCAGUACAUGCAGUUCAGUGGCUCCCUGCACACCAAGCUCUACCAGGAAGUGGAAAUUGCGAGUGUGGAUGCUUUCCAGGGCAGGGAGAAGGAUUUCAUCAUCCUGUCCUGUGUCAGGGCCAAUGAACACCAGGGCAUUGGCUUCCUCAACGACCCCAGGAGGCUCAACGUGGCCCUGACGAGAGCCAGGUACGGGGUGAUCAUUGUGGGGAACCCCAAAGCUCUGUCCAAGCAGCCCCUCUGGAAUCACCUCCUGAAUUACUACAAGGAGCAGAAGGUGCUGGUGGAGGGACCCCUGAACAACCUGAGGGAGAGCCUGAUGCAGUUCAGCAAACCCCGCAAGCUCGUCAACACCAUCAACCCCGGUGCCCGUUUCAUGACCACUGCCAUGUAUGAUGCACGUGAGGCCAUCAUCCCUGGCUCUGUCUACGACCGCAGCAGCCAAGGGCGUCCAUCCAACAUGUAUUUCCAAACCCACGACCAGAUUGGGAUGAUCAGUGCUGGUCCCAGCCACGUCACUGCCAUGAACAUUCCCAUCCCCUUCAACCUCGUCAUGCCCCCCAUGCCACCCCCGGGGUACUUCGGCCAAGCCAACGGCCCUGCUGCAGGCCGUGGAGCUCCCAAAGGGAAGACCGGCCGCGGCGGGCGGCAGAAAAAUCGAUUUGGGAUUCCUGGCACGAGCCAGUCCAACCUCCCCAACAGCCAGGCCAGCCAGGACGUGGUGUCCCAGCCCUUCUCGCAGGGCCCCCUGACCCAGGGCUACAUCUCCAUGAGCCAGCCCUCCCAGAUGAGCCAGCCCGGGCUCUCCCAGCCCGAAUUAUCCCAGGACAGUUACCUUGGUGAUGAGUUUAAAUCCCAGAUUGACGUGGCGCUGUCACAGGACUCAACUUACCAGGGAGAACGAGCUUAUCAACAUGGUGGAGUGACAGGGCUGUCACAGUAUUAGAGUGUUGAGGAAGAAGAGCUAAGCUUGCGUGGAGCUUAGUUCAUCAGCAUUUUAUUCUGGGUAAUAAAAAAAAUAAAAUAAAAUGGA